This is a messenger RNA of Rubroshorea leprosula, 1759 nucleotides long. Lineage: Eukaryota; Viridiplantae; Streptophyta; Magnoliopsida; Malvales; Dipterocarpaceae. The record is from the annotation of a GenBank genome assembly.
AGUCUUAAGAAAUGGCAAAGACUGUUUGUGAAAUUUUGUGAGGAUGAGAGAAAAUUACUGACAAGUUCAAAGCUUUUUUUUUUUUUUGAACAAGUUGUUGAGGGGCGGGUUUCCAUGAGAGAAGAGGAAUGCACCUCAACCUAGCUGGGUGUCAGUUGACUCGAACUUGCACUUUUGUUUAAAGCAAUGGGAACUCCAUUUGAGCGAGCAGAGGAGUUAAAGAGAAAAAGUGAGGAAGAACUGGAUGGAGCCUGUUGGGGCAAAAGCCUGCAACUGCUCACCCUACUCCAAGUCAUCCCCCAAUUGGUGGGUUUUAUGGCUGAGGCUUGCCAGAAUUACUGCCAAUCGACAGCUGCACUGGCUACUCAAGGACCUCCGUUCUCAACCAAAGAAGGUACACAAAUACAAUCGAAGGAAGCUGCUCAUGAUAAGGAGGCCUUGAGCUCAUCAUGGGCACCUCUGCUGGUGGAGCUGAUUUCAACUCUAAGAAUAAAAGGCCUUUUUUGAGGAGCCUGGAAUCUGUCAUGUUCAAAGCCUUUAGGAAAAGGAAGAACAAGAGUUCAAGGAAGAAUUAAAGAAGCUCGAAGAAGUUUUGAUGCCCUCUGUACCCACAAAUGGGUCUGGAUUCCACCCCUAUUCCACACAUGAUGUGCAUGUUUUCAAAAGUUCACAAGGACGGAACAUGCAAAUUAUUAGACAUGGAUAAUUUUCUUUAACUUGUGGGACCUUGAACUGUCAACGGGAAAUUUAGCAGGAUCCUCGAAUGUUUCCUGCAAUUGUGAGGUAGAAUUGCAGUCCAGCACUGCAUGUACUAUGCCAUUGACUACGGGUGCCAUGAAUUCUACUGCAGCUGGUGGAGGUAGUGAGUUAUUUCAGUAUUAAGUUUGUUGUGUCUUAAAUUUUUUUUUUCUUGGUUACAUCAUUACUGUCUUGCCAUGCACGGAGGAACUACUGCAGCUGUUGUUGGAUCCUCUGGUGUCCCACCACCCGGUACUUACCACACAAUGAAAAAUUUUAACUUUACCUCAAUCCCACUUCUACCUAAUUUCUUAUGGGACAUGUCACAUGGACGAUGCAAGUUUUAUGUUUAUGUUGGCUUAUUGUAGCCGUGGAUUAUGUUGGUGCUGCUAUUUAGGAUGAUAUGAGCUUAAUUACAUGAACACUAAUUACGUGGUUGUGUUGAAUGGGAUAUUUGAACUUGAUGUUAAUUAUAUAAACUACAUGGCACAACCACAUAAUUAGUGUGGUGGGACCACCAGAGGAUCCAGCGGCAGUAGUAAUUGGCAAGACAGUCAUGAUGAGGCUCUGUAGGAGAGACAAUGGGAUCAUAUAAAUACCAAGUUACUAACUCCAGGUAUAAGUGUAUAACAAAAAUAAUAGUAAUAAUAAUAAAGACAACAUAACUCACUACCUCCAUCAGUUGCAGUAGAAUUCAUGGCACUUGCAGUCAAUGGCGUAGUACAUGUAGUGCUGGACUGCAAUUCUACCACGCCAUGCACAGGUUAAUAAUAGUACUUGAGUGUUUUAUAAAGGUUUACGUUUACCUCAUCCCAGUUUUUAUGUAUUUUCUUAUGGGACUUGCAUGUCACAUUGAAUGAUGCACGUUUUAUGUUCAUGGCCGCUUAUUGUAGCUUUAGAUUAAGUAUGUUGGCGCAGCUAUUAUUUUGAAUGAUAUGAACUUUAAUUACAUGAACACUAAUUAGGUGGUUGUAUUGAAUGGGAUAUUUGAACCUGAUGUUAAUAAUAUAAACAAGGUGCA